Messenger RNA from Sclerotinia sclerotiorum 1980 UF-70, 873 nucleotides. RefSeq lists its product as hypothetical. The record is from RefSeq and is a predicted model, not a curated record. The coding region runs from base 1 to 873 and encodes 290 amino acids. Lineage: Eukaryota; Fungi; Ascomycota; Leotiomycetes; Helotiales; Sclerotiniaceae. The transcript has 4 exons. Gene Ontology annotation, molecular function: phosphoric diester hydrolase activity. Gene Ontology annotation, biological process: lipid metabolic process.
AUGCGUCUAUUUUUAUAUCUUAGUGUGUGCGUAUCAGUCACUGUUGCACAAGUUUGUAAUGGUUACGCAGAGCUAUGUGAUCGAAAAUGGUCGAAUAUAUCCCAGAUUGGAACACACGAUAGUGCUUUUGUAGGGGAUUUACCAACACAAAAUCAAAAUAUCGAUGUCACGGCUCAACUCAAUGCCGGUGUUAGAUUCCUUCAAGCCCAAACCCAUUAUUUCCUCAAAACUUUGACGCUUUGCCAUACUUCAUGCUUUGAGCUAGAUGCUGGGCCAGCAGUAGAUUAUCUAUCAGAUAUCAAGAAAUGGCUUGAUGCAAACCCCAACGAAGUUGUAACCUUACUACUCACGAAUGGAGAUUAUGUUCCUGUGGGAAAUUUCAGUGCAGUAAUGGAGGCAUCUGGUCUAGCAAACUAUGCAUACACACCACCACAUCAGCUAGCCAUAGACGAAUGGCCUACACUUCAAGAAAUGAUCACGGCUGGAGAUCGACUCGUUAUGUUUCUUGAUUAUGACGCAAAUACAAAUGUGGCUCCGUAUAUCCUACCGGAAUUUUCCUAUUUUUUCGAAACUGCAUACGAUGUAACUACUUCUACAUUUCCCACAUGUGCACUUGAUCGCCCUGGGGGAUCUAAUGGAGAUGGACUCUUGCCGCUGAUAAACCAUUAUUUGGAUGUUGAUAUACUUGGUAUUCUCAUACCUGACAGAUCAGCAGCUGCAACGACGAACGCAGCGACAGGUGUAGGUAGCAUAGGAGCGCAAGCCGAUCUCUGCACAACAACCUGGGGUCGACCCCCACGAGUAAUGCUCCUCGAUUAUUUUGACACUGGUAAAUUAAAAUCCUCCAUCCUCUCCAUAAAAUCUCAAACCUAA